Wallemia ichthyophaga EXF-994 is the source of this 2040-nucleotide messenger RNA. Its product is annotated as Transcriptional activator protein acu-15. The record is from RefSeq and is a predicted model, not a curated record. The transcript has 8 exons. The coding region runs from base 1 to 2040 and encodes 679 amino acids. Lineage: Eukaryota; Fungi; Basidiomycota; Wallemiomycetes; Wallemiales; Wallemiaceae. Gene Ontology annotation, biological process: DNA-templated transcription. Gene Ontology annotation, molecular function: DNA binding; zinc ion binding.
AUGAUCUCUGAAGAAACCUCGAAAGCUAACAAGAGGCCGAAGAUCGUGAGAGCUGAUGCAGGAGAAGGAAAAUUAAAUGCAAUGCCGACAUCACUUAUCCUAGGCUUUCAAAGACCUAGCUACGUUAGCGAAUUGGAAUUGAAGCUCAGGAAUAGUGAGGGUUUGAACGAAGAUUACAAAAAUCUCCUCGAGAAGUUCGUCCCUCAGGAAGUCACGGAAUCUGCUAAGCGGAAGUGGUCCGGCUCCUCACCCAGCUUUCAGAAACACUCGGAAGCUGCCGAUAUUCAUGAUGGCUUUUACGUCGAUGAGUCAAUGGAGAAUUGCAGGCACAAUGGAAUAACGACACAAAAUCAACCAGAAAAACAAAAAAGAUUCUUUGGAAAGGCAAGCAUUCGUGGGCUCAUCGAAAGAUUGAGCAAUUAUACUGGAUUCUCCCCAACAGCCCUUUUAAGCGGCAAGAGACCUCGCUUUUGGCAGGAAGAGAUUCUUAUAGAUGGUUUAGACCAUCUUCCUCCUGACUUGUUGAGUCCCAGUUUGGUAGAGUCUUUAGUAGACCUUUACUUUGAAAAAAUUAACCGUUCAAUCCCGCUGCUCAGCAAGAAGCGCUUCGUCGCAGGCAUAGCUUACCGUAGAAACGAGAGGAAUUUUGAGGCUCUUUUUAUGUUAGUCCUGGCAUUGGGAGCUCAAUACUCAAACGAUGAGCGUGUACUGAUUGAGGGCCAACAUCAGUUUUUAGCAGGACUCAGAUACCACAGUAUAGGAAAAAGCAAAAUGAUCGAUCCGUACAUAGACGUGGCGACUAUAGAAGAUAUUCAGGCUCUAAUUUUGCUCCAGAUAUAUGUUCAAAAAGGCAUUCAUUCGAGGAGCGGGUGGAUGAUUCACGGUAAUACUGUUUUGCUUGCUCAUGAUAUCGGCUUGCAUUUGCGUUUCGUUGACUUUAAUAUUGCUCCACAUGAUCUAGAGCUGAGAAAAAGGGCGUAUUGGUCGCUGUAUCUCAUGGAUCGAGUGCAGGCUUCCACAUUUGGACGGCAGACGCUCAUAAAGGAUAAUGAAAUUAGUCUAGACUUGCCAAAAUACCAACUCGGAGAUGAUGAGUCGGAGUACAGUGUCUUGUACUUCAACUCUCUCAUCGACCUAUACAAAAUCCAUGGCCAGAUUAUACAAACGAUUUACAAAUUGAGAAAAACUUCGGAUGGAGACGACCUCUUGAUGUCUUUGACAGACAUUGCGUCGCUCAACUCGAAACUGAACAAGUGGCUAAAUGAGAUUCCACAAAGUUUGGCAGAUAGCAAGAGCAACAAGUCAAUGGAUGAUAAAAACGGUAACGAUGAAUACGUAUACCAACUUUACUGUAACCUGAAGCUAGCGUUUCAUGUUGUGCAGAUAUGUCUCUACAAAACCUUCUUACCAGACCCACUCUCGCAGUCGACGUCGAGCUUCAGGUAUACCAGCUUGGUGAUAUGCACAACCUCAGCCCGCAGCAUCAUUUCUAUAUACCGCGAUAUGCUGCUAGAAGAUAAGCUGCAGCAUCUAUGGGUAGACCCCACCGUUGCCUGGGGGCCUUUCAGUGCCGCACUCAUACUCAUCAUCAGUGCAUGCGAAGGCCUCAAGAACAAUGAUCUGGACACUUCAGUUUUCAGUUACAUACAAUCGGCUAUCCAAGUUCUUAGGCUGAGGGAGGAGAGGGAGGUACUCAAUGGAAGAGCGGUGGAUAUGAUUAUGCAAAUAAUUAAAGCUGUCAAUCUGCCAAUGGACCAAUCGUUCAUGCAAACGCAGGAUAAUCUUAGCUAUGGAACUUUAACCGACUCCUUCCUUCCACAUAUGCCUUUUCUGGACGACUCAUCUGAGACGACUCCUAAUCAGACUGAGUCGACUGAACAACUGUUCAAAGAACUGCUUGGCCAGGUGCAGUACAACACGAUCAAUGCAGCGACACUAGGAGUCAAUGGUACGCCGCCCCUCGAUGGUCUGCUGCCGCUAGACAUCCAGGAUGGGCCAAAUGUGCUCGAGACUUUCCUCAGCGGCAGUGGAGGACUGUAA